Messenger RNA from Gossypium arboreum, 900 nucleotides. Its product is annotated as norbelladine synthase-like. The coding region runs from base 118 to 645 and encodes 175 amino acids. The record is from RefSeq and is a predicted model, not a curated record. Gene Ontology annotation, cellular component: nucleus; cytoplasm. Lineage: Eukaryota; Viridiplantae; Streptophyta; Magnoliopsida; Malvales; Malvaceae. Gene Ontology annotation, molecular function: signaling receptor activity; abscisic acid binding; protein phosphatase inhibitor activity. Gene Ontology annotation, biological process: abscisic acid-activated signaling pathway; defense response. The transcript has 2 exons.
UUCAGUGAACGUAUUAACCUAUUUCUAUGCUCUAUAUAAACCCUGAAAAUUGCAGAAAUAGAGAAACCAGAGAAUCAUUCCAAGGUUUAAAGCAAGCAAAAUUACAAAGAAAAAAAAAUGAUGAAGCAAUUCUCAUUGGUUUUCUCUGUUCUGUUAGCUUGCUACAAUCGGGUUAAUUCUCAGGAAUUGAAGCAUAUUACGAAUGAGGAUGAAGUGAAUGCGCCUGCAAGUGAAGCUUGGGAACUUUAUAGGAACCUUGGGAUCUCAGAGCUUGUUGCACAAGAGCUUAAAAAUGUUAUCCAAAGACUUGACGUUUUGGAGGGUGAUGGAGGGGUCGGAACUGUAAUCAAAGUCACUUUCGUUCCAGCAGGGAAUUCAAGUUAUACAGAGAAAUUCACUGUGAUUGAUGACCAAAGGAGGGUGAAAGAGACACAAGGCUUGGAAGGCGAUUGUCUAGCUAUUGGUUGCUCAGUUCAAAUCGUUGAAUUUGAAAUAAUAGAGAAAUCCCAGAACUCAAGCAUCAUAAAAUCUACCAUUUCAUAUGCUGUCAAGGAAGAAUUUCAAGCCAAGGAUCCAAAGCCUAGCAUCGAACUCGUAGAAGCUAUUGUACAAAUUUCCAAGAAGUUCCUUGAGAGAAACAAUUAAUGAUGGUUAAAUAAUAAGUGUUAGCAAGAAGCUAGACCCUACAUAAAUUGCUUUUUUUGGGCAGAAAUUCUGCAGAAGGAAAAAAAUUUUAAAAAUAAUAAUUAUUGUAGUAUUUUAUUUUGUAUCUAGCUUAUUUAAAAGGUUAUAUAUUUUAAUAUGGCAUACAAAUAAAUUAUGAAUCAUAUUUGAAUAAAUAUGAAUUAUGAAUUAUUAAUAAUAUAAUAAUAUGGAGUGGGAUUUACUUAGACACAAAAA